GUCCGGAUAAAGGCAACACGAUGGCUGAUGACAACGGCGCGGAUGACGACACCCCAACGUUGAUGCCAACACCAGCACCAGCACCGUCAACUCCUCUGCUAUCCACACAACUGCCCUGGCCAAGGCAGACGCCGACGUCUUUUCCGCCAAAUCCUCCAAGCCCACCCCAUCCAUUAACGACGCCGCCCAAUGACGAUACUCCACCGCCUCCGUCCAUGUCUUCGUCUACCGCCGACACCACCGUUCUUCCACCCACAGCCCCACAGCUUGCACCUGUUCAACCUGUUCGCCCAUCUCCUGAUAGGCCACCGAACCCACCAUCGUUCAACCCUUCUUCUUUGGUACAUCAGACACCCCCGACGUCGACUGCGAUCGUCGCCGCUGGCACGCCCUUGUCCACGACUCCCAGCGCGAAUAGGCCUUCCGCCACCGCAUCCCCCACCUUCGUAGAUCCUUCGACACCAAGUCCUCCGUCCCUUGUCCUGUCCCAAUCAUCUGACGUGGCAGCACCACCACCAUCACCAUCACCGUCGAUCUCCCCACUAUUGGCCACAACGGCGCCGCCAGCUACAACCGUGUACUCAUACUACGACGUGUACGACUCGCCGUUUGCCCGAUUCGACCCAAACCGGCGGAUAUCCACAAGACAAGACUCGUUCCUCACGGCGUUCAUCGUGCUGUGCACCGUGGGGCUAGCCGGGGUCGUCGUUCAUCGGUUGCUGUCGGUUCGAGGGGCUAAGAAAAAAGCCAGCCGCCAGUCCCUCCCGUCUCCCCCGUCGAAUCCUACCCAGUCCCAGGAUGAUGACACCCAUAACAUCAGCCACACCCAGUCGGCGACGAGCGGCGACCCCCCGCAGCACAUCAACUGGCGCAACUUGGCCGACUUGCAACUGGACAUGACCGCAAUCGAGUUGGUCGCUCCAUUGGCUGCCGGGUCCUAUGGCGUCGUAUGGCGCGCCAAGUUGCGGAGCAACGAGGUCGUGGCCGUGAAAACGUGCUCUAGAACGUCCCUCGAUGACGUCCAGAACUUUGUAGACGAGCUCGCGUUGCUGUCGACGUUGCAUAGCCCGUACUUGGUCUCAUUGCUCGGUGUCACAUGGACCCACGCUUGUGAUUUGAAGGCUGUGCUCGAGUAUAUGGACUCGGGCGACUUGCGGCAGUUGCUAGACAACGCCCCACCCCCGUCGCCCGAGUUCCUUACAAACUCGCCAUCAUUUUCGUGGCGGCAAAAGCUAGAGUGUGCGCUCAGCGUCGGCCAUGCCCUUGUGUACCUCAAGCAACAACAUGUGAUCCAUCGCGAUUUAAAGUCGCGCAAUGUAUUGCUGGAUUCAAAAUGUGGCACUAAAUUGGCCGACUUUGGCAUUGCCAAACACUUGCACGACGACACCACCCACGCUUCUAUGACCACGGGCGUCGGAACGUACCGAUGGAUGGCGCCAGAGGUGCUGACAUUCCGACGAUACUCGGUAGCCGUGGACGUGUACUCGUUCGGGGUGCUGCUCACCGAGCUAGACACCCACCGCGUGCCGUUCACGGACGUCCAGAACGACCACGGCCGCAGUGUCGCAGAUGCCGCCGUCGUGUGCAUGGUGCUGUACGAACACCUGCGUCCGUCCUUUUCAAAUAAGUGUCCGCUGUGGUUUGUUGAGCUGGGCCGACGAUGCAUGCAGGCCGACGCCCAGGACCGCCCGACACCGGAAGAUGUGGUGGACAUCUUGACGUGUCAACUUGGGAUGCUUGCAAAUGUGAUGGACGACGUGGUUGAUGAACGAUAACACGAGAAACAUACUACUUCGAAGUACUGAUGUUCGAUGAACGAUAUUAUAGUCGUUUUACGCAAAAUUUGGACUUUUGUAUUGACUCGC
Molecule: messenger RNA, 1865 nt
Organism: Aphanomyces astaci
Lineage: Eukaryota; Oomycota; Saprolegniomycetes; Saprolegniales; Verrucalvaceae
Product: TKL protein kinase
Exons: 2
Coding region: 21-1775 (584 amino acids)
Biological process (GO): protein phosphorylation
Molecular function (GO): ATP binding; protein kinase activity
Source: RefSeq, a predicted model, not a curated record